Fukomys damarensis (Damara mole-rat) is the source of this 552-nucleotide messenger RNA. Its product is annotated as H/ACA ribonucleoprotein complex subunit GAR1. The transcript is spliced from 5 exons. Bases 8 to 421 code for a protein of 137 amino acids. Lineage: Eukaryota; Metazoa; Chordata; Mammalia; Rodentia; Bathyergidae. The record is from RefSeq and is a predicted model, not a curated record.
GGGGCGCAUGGCUGCCGUGAGGAUGCUGCUGGGCCUGCUGGCUGUGGCCCUGCUGGGCCUGAGCUCUGCUCACAACCUAGAGGAGGGUGUUUCUGAAGAAGCUCUUCAAGUGCUAGGGUCCCCUCAAGUGGAAGAGUCCCAGCUAUCAUAUGGAGAAUUGGAUGGAGAAGCACCAGCAGAAUCACAAGUCGUGCCCCCAAAGCAACCCAAAGGUCGGCUUGGCAAGAAGGGCAAAGGAGGGAAGAAAGGCCGCGGUGGCCCAACUGCCCAGGAAGACCAAGAUCAUUUACCAGGAAAGCAUCAGGGAGGCCAAGGUCGCCAGGGUGGUCGAGGUGGUCGAGGUGGUAAAGGUGUUAGAGGUGGCCAGAGUGGGAGAGGUGGCCAGAGAGGCCAGAGCCAGAGCUUUCCUUCUGCCCAGUGACGUGGAAACCCCUUUGGAGAUGGCCCCAGUGAUGCCCCAGAAAUCGAUGGAGAUCAACGGGUGAUCGUGGACUUUUCAACAGCGUAUACUUCUUUCCCUUUCCUUUCUCCACCUUCAAAACGUCAAUAAAA